AUGGGUCCGGACAGAGCUGGGAAAAGUGUUUUCUUGGGAAAUAUCCCCUACAACCUCACUGAGGAACAGGUCAAAGACAUCCUCAGCACCGCCGGAACCGUGACAAAAUUUCGUUUGAUGAUGAACCCUGAAACCGGAAAACCGAAGGGUUAUGGAUUUGCUGAUUUCGCCGAUGCCGAUGCCGCUGCUUCUGCCGUACGCAAUCUAAACGACUAUGAGAUUAUGGGUCGCAAAAUUCGUGUGGACUGGCCUCAUAACAACGAGAAAGACUCUGUACCCGAGGACUACUCACAACCGUCGCAAAUACCAAACCAGGACGGGCCGUUAGGAGGCCCGCCAUUAUCUGCCCCUCUUCCACCGCUCCCGCCAGGCGUUGACCUACCCCCGCAUCUGGAUUGUCCUAACGCCAUAUCACAAACCCUCGCCGCUCUCCCUCCAAACCAGCUCCUUGAUGUACUCCAGCAGAUGAAAUCAUUGGCAAUGACGGAUCCUGCACGUGCCACAGAACUCCUGCGCCAGGCUCCGCAGCUUGCAUACGCUAUUUUCCAGGCAUUACUUCUGUUGAACCUCGUCGACUACAACACCUUGGGAGCUGUGGUGGAACAAGCUGCACAACCUACAGCGCCGCCACCAUCCGCACCCCCUGCCCAAGCGUUCCAGCCCUUUGGUGCCGUCCCGGGCCAAGUAUCGACACCGCCAAUGGUGAAUGCGCCCUUUGCUCAACCCCCACCGCAGCCAGCACCGCAGCAACAAGCUCCGGGCCAGGACGAACUGCUGCAGCAAGUUCUUAGUAUGCCUCAAUCAGCCAUUGAUGCGCUGCCACCUAUGGAGCGUGGCCAGAUUAUGAUGCUUCGGCAGCAGCUAAUGCAAGGUGGGAUGCGGUGA
Molecule: messenger RNA, 885 nt
Organism: Aspergillus puulaauensis
Lineage: Eukaryota; Fungi; Ascomycota; Eurotiomycetes; Eurotiales; Aspergillaceae
Product: putative polyadenylation factor subunit CstF64
Exons: 2
Coding region: 1-885 (294 amino acids)
Biological process (GO): mRNA 3'-end processing
Cellular component (GO): mRNA cleavage and polyadenylation specificity factor complex
Molecular function (GO): mRNA binding
Source: RefSeq, a predicted model, not a curated record